CGUUCGGGGGGAGGGUUCCUGUCUGUUGCCGUAGCCUCUAAAGGAACAAACUGCUGGCACGGUUGCCAAGUAUUAUUGUUUUUCUCUCCGCACCUGGGAUUGUGUGUCGCGGUUUUAAACUAUGAACAAAGGUGGUUUUACAGCAGGCCGGGGGAGGACUCCGGCGGUGCCCGAUAAAGUCGACAUGUCCUUAGAUGACAUAAUUCGGUUGAACAAAAAGGAGCAACAGUUCAAAAGGAGACAGGCCACCGUGAACCGCCGACCAGUCAAGAGGAAAGGCAGUUUAACCCAAGCAAAGGGGGUCUCGUCCAGGGCAGCUGGACCCGUCCAGAGAGGAGGGGGCGUGCCCCGAGGAGGAGCACCUAAAUUAAGAAACCGAAGGGUCCCUCCGCCACCGGGGAGACGACGGGGUCAAGGGGUCAUCACAGGACUGGCAGCCAGGCGGCCAGCUGCCCUGCUGAAACGGGUCGGCACAUUCAGCAAAGCAGCAAUCAACCAGAAAACAAGACAGAAAACAAAACCUUUCAUUCAGCGCCUUGAAGUUCAGUACAGGAAGCCAGAGGUACAGAGGCGGCCGUACAGGCACCUCGAUCCACAGAGAGCCCAGAAUGCAACAUCGGUCAGGAGACCAUUUCAGCUGCAACGACGACCACUGCCGCCUGUCCAGCAGACUCAGAGAGAAGCACGUCAGGCCACAUUUCUCUUUCGCAGAGGACUCAAGGUACAGGCACAAGUGCAAAAGCCGAAUCCUCACACUCCUCCAGUCAGAACUCGCCAGUGGCGCACAUCAUCUACCAGCAGUGGAAUCUUGACUGUUUCAAUUGACAAUCCAACAGCCAGGACUCAGCCUGAACCUCCCACUGCUUGGACCCUGCAUCCCCCAACAUCCACCUCUGCUCCCGUCAAGGUGGAAACGGUGGAGAAGAAAAUACCAAAAGGAGUGCCUCUGCAGUUUGACAUCAACAGUGUUGGGAAACCGCAAACAUCGAUGACCUUGAACGAGCGAUUCCGCAUCCUGAAAGAUCAGCGUUCCGCCACAGCACAAAGCGUUAAAGGCAGCAGAUUUGUUACCGUGGGUUAGCCGGGCAAAAAAGACGAUGACAAGUAAUAAUACUAAGAAGCCCUUCUGUCCUGCUCAGAUCCACACAGUGACCCCCACCUUUCUGACGGAGGGGACGUGCUGAACCACCGACUGACGUUACUAAUGAGAGGGAGAGAAAAUGUGGGACACGUGAGCACAACAUGCGCAAUGGCUCAGCUGUGAGAACACAAGUGUGCAAAGUGUCAAUGGACGUUGGUUUAAAAUAAGUUCCCAUUCAUUGUCCAUAUCAUUGUACUCCACUGUUUGUAUUGUGGACGUCCUAUACUUUGGACGUGGAACUGGUGAAGCUGUCAUGAAGACUGUUUGGAAGGAUUUCUUAUUUAGAGAGAACUGCUAUGUAUUUGCAAGGGUGACAAGUAUGUUCCCAAUACCCGUUUUUGACAUUUUUGAGAAUUGUUUUCUAAUGUUUCUUCAAAUAAACAAAUUUCUCUUUCAA
This is a messenger RNA of Dicentrarchus labrax (European seabass), 1538 nucleotides long. RefSeq names its product UAP56-interacting factor. The record is from RefSeq and is a predicted model, not a curated record. Bases 122 to 1081 code for a protein of 319 amino acids. The transcript has 9 exons. Gene Ontology annotation, molecular function: mRNA binding. Gene Ontology annotation, biological process: mRNA export from nucleus. Lineage: Eukaryota; Metazoa; Chordata; Actinopteri; Moronidae.